AUGUUGAGCUAUUAAGAUUUACUGAAGUGUAUCCAUUCUUGUGAUAAGAUAAUAUUGUAAAUUUAAACGUGUCAUCGAGAAGAUCAGUUUUUUCUUUAAACAAUAUCCUGAGAAAUUCAUUCCUGAAGAGAAUAAAUUGUAUGCACAUCGUUCUUGUUUAAUGUUGUAAAGAAAAAGAAUAGCUCGAUCAAAGAUUUGUUGUAACAAAACAAAGGUGUAGGCUAGAUAAAAAACAUAAGAGAAUGGCCGAGCAAACAUCACUUAAUCCAUUCAAAAGGCCAAUACCACCUGAUUUACAGAAACAAGAUGAUCAGAAUAAAGUACAAAGAAUUACAGGUCAACUGUGGGAUUUAGACGAGGAGAAAAAACGAUGGCUGAUUGUAGGGAUCUGUCUUCAUUCAAUUAUAUCUCCUUUGCUGAGAAGAUAUAUUGAUCCUAUUGUUAGCAACUUGUAUAAUUCACUGAAAUCCAGCGACUCUAUCGAUAAACAGGGAAAUAAUAAAUAUCUUAAAAAAUACCCAGCAACAAAUACAUAUUAUCUUAAUUAUGAAUCAAUCAACAACAACAGGAAUGAGAAAAGGAACUACUGGAAAUAUGAUUACAAUGUAACAAGCCAUGUUGAUUUGUCAAAGUUGUUCCUACUGCCUAAUAUGGCUAAUUACUCUGGAAUUGAUGAGUCAUGUGACUCAUCUGCACUGCUUGGUAUGAUCAUUGGGAUCAGUUCCUUUCCCCCAGGUGUAAAGGCCGUAGCUGAAAAGAUACGAGAAAACAUACGUAACCCCUGGGCACAUUGUAAAUUCGGAGAAUGGACCAGAGUAAAAUAUACAAAUUCAUUCGUAUUAAUGGGACAACUUGUAAAGGAACUUGAUCUGAGUGACAGUGAAAGGAACAGGAUCUUGGGAGAACUAAAAACGUGGUCAACAAAUGGUCUGAAAUUCAUGAAAAAAACACUUGGUUUAGAGAUAGUAGAUGAAAUACGUCAACACACACAUGUUCUCAGUGAAUAUGUACAGAAUCGUUUGGCUGAAACAGAUAAUCAGUUUCAUAUUGUGCAGAAAGAAUUAAAAGACUUAGAAAGUGGUUUUCAGCAACGAAUUAGAAAUUUAGAAAGUAAAACUAAUGAACAAGGUGAAAUAAUUAAAAACCUAAAGAAAGAAUUCAGGGAAAAAACAGUUGAAGAUCAUAAUCCGAAACAUAUUCCAGACUCGCCAGUCAGCGCAGAAGAUAAUGAAAUUCGAAUAGUACUAAUUGGACGAACAGGACACGGGAAAAGUGCAACAGGAAAUAGUCUUUUAGGUAGCGACCAUUUUCUAUCCCAAAUGUCUAGUUCUUCAGUAACGAAAAAGUGUAAACGCGGAGAAUAUAAAUGGAAAGGGAAAAAAGUAGUGAUAGUUGAUACACCGGGUUUAUUCGAUACGGCAACGACGAAUGAAACCGUUACUAAAGAGAUAAUUAAAUGUAUCGGAAUGACGUCACCGGGACCUCACGUUAUGGUCCUUGUUGUUAGUCUCGGUCGAUUUACAAAUGAUGAACAAGAAACGGUCAAACAUUUUGUUAACCUUUUUGGUGAAAAUGUUUUUCGCCAUAUGAUUGUAAUUUUCACUAGAAAGGAUGAACUUUCCAAAUACAACCGAUCAAUUGACCAAUACGUUGAAACGUCUCAGAAUGAUCUCAAAACUAUACUUGGUAAGUGUGAAAACAGAUUCAUUGCGUUUAACAAUGACGCGGUAGGACAGUCAAAAUUAGAGCAAGUUGAUGGCUUUUUUGAAAUGGUAGAGUCGAUGCGCAUUAAAAAUGGUGGAGCUUGUUAUACAAACGAGUUAUACAAGGAAGCAGAAUUGGCACUACAAGGGAGGAUGCGUAUUGAAAGGGAAGCAUUGGAAAUGAAAAUGGAAAAAGAAAAAGAAGCGGCAAGAAAUGAAGUUCAAGAUAAAUACAAGAAAAAACUUGAAAAAGAAUUUAAGGCGAAAAGUAAAUUAGAAGACCUCCUAAAUUCCAAUAGAGUAAAAUCUGAGAAAGACAAAGUAAAUCUACAGAAACAACUUGACGAAGCAAAUAAAAAACUGAAUCAGGAGUUGGAGAAAAAAGACAAAGAAUUACUGGAGCAAAUAAAGAAAACUGAAGAUGAAUUCAAACCAAAAAUGACCGAAAAUGCGUUAAGAACAAAUCAAAGAAAUAAUGUAGAAAACGAAAGAGGCGGAUUUUUGUCUGAUAUUUUGGAAGGAUUAAUUUUAUUUGCCAAAUUGUUUGGUUUGUAAAUAGAUUGAUUUAAAACAAAAUCAAAGUUAACUUCCAGAUUAAAAAUAAAAAUACGGAUUUGUUGUUCCUGCUUUGUUUCGUUUCGACCAAUAUACGGCAAUGUCUUAACGUUUAUACAGAUGCAUAUGAAUAAAACGAUGUAUAUUUAUAUAUAAAUUAUAUAUUUAUAUCUAUUAAUUGUUUACGUUUUACGACAUUAAGCUCAAAAUUGCUUCAUUGAGACAAUAGCCAUGGUCACAUUAGAUGAUAUAUUAUAAAUAUGAAAUGAAAAUGAAUAAGAAAAAGAGGGAUGGGACAUAAAAGCAUAUAUAGAGGAUUUGGAAGGAUCAGAAAUUUACCUUUAGCAAUUUCAGAUGACCGUACUCCUAACUAUAUUGAUGGAGGGAUCUUUUUCCUGGUAGAAGUGGGGCACUAUCCUAACUAGGGUUAAACUAUUUACGCCAAUUCCGAAUUGGGACCGGGUCAUGUUAUCUAGUCGGAGGAACUGGGUUUAAUUUAUAAUCCCAAAGGUUUCAUCUGGGGAAAAAAAAUGAAAUGUGGAUAUAUUUAUUGCAACUUAAAACAACCAAACGAAACGAAACAAACGGAAACAAUACGAAACAAAGGAUUAAUAUAAUAGGAUACUAAUUGACGAUCUUCAAGAAUAAAUAGUUUCGUCAACAAUAUUUCCAUCAAUGUGUCCCCAGUCUUAAAAAAACUUGUGAAUCGAUUUAGCAUUCACAGUCGAGGCAAAUAGGAAAUUGCAUAAUUUUAUGAAAUAUCCUAAUUUAACACAUUAUUAGGAAAUGUAAUAAUAUUAGUUAUUCGAAUGAUUUCAGUUCUAUACUAUGGGAUUUCGUAAUUCAUUAAAUUAUAGAAAUACAUAAUAUAAGAAGAAUUUUUGAAUUUUAAUUAAUUUUUUGGCCGUUUUUUGGGCCUCUUGACUAAUUUUGAGAGGUCUCUUGGAAACCAAAUUUUUUUUUCUGUGUGGAGUUUAUACCAGGGUAUAAGGAACAACUGUCAGAUUUUCUCCGACACGGCGAUAAAUCCUCCUGCCACGCCGAUCAAUGAUUUUUUAUGAUUAUUUGACAAUGGGAAGUAAUUCAUGUCGACUUAAUGGGUCAUUAGCGGUUAAAGUUCUUUGAUAAUUCGAUUUUAAUCUUAUGUUAAUGAUGUGUACUUUUAUAUGUCUAUAUUGCUUUGCAUAUGAUUUAAAACUGUGUACUUUAAUCUCCUUUUAUAAAUCUUGAAUCAUCUAGUUAAAGAUGUUUAGAAAUGAAUAUACUUUAAAAUUAAACUUGGUUUGAUGUUAUUCUAACCUUAUGUCGGUUGUCAUGUUGAAGCAAAAAAAAAAAAAAAUAUCAAAACAUAGACAAAAUAAUAAAUAAAAUGUUUUUAUAAUACA
Mytilus californianus (California mussel) is the source of this 3643-nucleotide messenger RNA. RefSeq lists its product as uncharacterized. The coding region runs from base 243 to 2258 and encodes 671 amino acids. Gene Ontology annotation, molecular function: GTP binding. Lineage: Eukaryota; Metazoa; Mollusca; Bivalvia; Mytilida; Mytilidae. The transcript has 8 exons. The record is from RefSeq and is a predicted model, not a curated record.